This is a messenger RNA of Malania oleifera, 1854 nucleotides long. Its product is annotated as E3 ubiquitin-protein ligase SINAT2-like. Gene Ontology annotation, cellular component: cytoplasm. Gene Ontology annotation, molecular function: protein binding; ubiquitin protein ligase activity; zinc ion binding. The record is from RefSeq and is a predicted model, not a curated record. The transcript has 5 exons. NCBI's taxonomy places the organism in Eukaryota, Viridiplantae, Streptophyta, Magnoliopsida, Santalales, Ximeniaceae. Bases 710 to 1630 code for a protein of 306 amino acids. Gene Ontology annotation, biological process: multicellular organism development; ubiquitin-dependent protein catabolic process.
ACUCGAGUCCAUCUCAUCUUAUCUCUUCACUGUCUCCGUAAUUAAAUUUUUUCAAACGUUGCGUGCGGGAACUCAAAGCCCCAUCUCCCAUUUAUCCCCCAGUCACCAUUAAAGCCAACACCACAAGCAAUUAAUUCAAUUCCAUAACAAUAUUUUAGUAUUUCCCAUUUCAAAGUUUUCCCCUGGUUAUGGUCUAUACGGUCUUCAAGAUCGCCGGAUGAGAUCCGAAUGCAACACGCAAUUUUGGGGGCCAGCAAGCACGGGGUCUUGUCCACCUCUCUGCUCUCUUGUUCUUGUUUACCUCAUUUCUAGAAAAUAAUAAUCCAAUUAUUGAGGCUUGGAAGGGAUUGAUUGAUUAAACGAGCACGUGGGCUUGAAAUCUCAUCUGGGUAUUCCCCUUUCUGGUCAGUUUUUGCUCCGUAAAUUCUGUAUCGGGUUGUUUGUUUCAUUGAUGGCAAGUGUGAUCUUGUUUGGGAACCUGGAAAGGGUUUUGUUUUGUUUAGCUGAUUUUGCGUUGUUGGGGAGUGGGGACUGUUUGCUUCAAUUUUGAUAAUGGGAUAGGUCAUUGAUGGACAUUGAGAAGAAAAAGUGAUAGAAAAUAACAUUGAUCUAUAUAUAUAUAUAUAUAUAUAUAAAUAAAUAAAUAAAUAUAUAUAUAUAUAUAUAUAUAGAGAGAGAGAGAGAGAGAGAGAGAGAGAGAGAGAGAGAGAUGGCACCUGGAGGCAGCAUCUGCAAUGAAGUUGGGAGCUUUUCAUUUACAGACACUGAUAUUGGAACUACAAAUGUUGAGUUGAGAAGUUCUCCUUUCAGAAAAUCUCCUGGCAGUUUUAGUGGGAAGCUUGGAAUGUCUUCCACUAAUGGUGUUUAUGAGCUGCUUGAGUGCCCUGUUUGCAUGGAUCUAAUGUGUCCUCCCAUUCACCAGUGUCCAAAUGGCCACACUUUGUGUUCAAACUGCAAAGCUAGAGUACACAAUUGCUGCCCAACCUGCCGCUAUGAACUUGGGAAUAUAAGGUGUUUGGUCCUGGAGAAAGUUGUGGAAUCAUUAGAACUCCCAUGCAGAUACCAUGUUUUGGGUUGUAGUGAUAUAUUCCCGUAUCACAACAAGCUCAGGCAUGAACAGAGUUGCAGGUUUCGACCAUACAACUGCCCUUAUGCUGGAGCAGAGUGCCCUGUCGCUGGUGGUAUUCAGUUCCUUGUUGCACAUCUCAAGGAUGAUCAUAAGGUCGACAUGCACGAUGGGUGUACUUUCAACCAUCGCUAUGUCAAAUCAAAUCCCCAAGAAGUCGAGAAUGCGACGUGGAUGCUCACUAUUUUCAACUGUUUCGGUCGGCAGUUCUGCUUGCACUUUGAGGCUUUCCACCUAGGGAUGGCACCAGUUUACAUGGCUUUCCUGCGAUUCAUGGGCGACGACGAUGAAGCCAAAAAUUUCAGUUACAGUCUGGAAGUUGGUGGAAAUGGAAGAAAGCUAAUAUGGCAAGGAGUCCCGAGGAGCAUUCGCGAUAGCCACCGUAAGGUACGGGACAGUCUUGAUGGAUUAAUCAUCCAGAGGAAGUUGGCGCUCUUCUUUUCAGGCGGGGAUAGGCAGGAGCUGAAGCUGAAGGUGUCUGGUCGGAUAUGGAGGGAGCAGUGAGAUAAAAGCUAUGAACUAGAGAUCUUGUAAUAGCAUGCUUUAUUUUCUUUUUGUUCCUCUCCUUUUCUUGGGUUCUAGUUAGAAGCUUAAGUAGAGGCGGUUCAUGUAUUUAUCUGUAAAUUGGUAGGUAUAUAUAUGUAUUGGUUGGUGAUUUAAGGGAUCAAUUCCUGAUCUAUGGAACUUAUGAUGUCCUCAAUUCAUAGUUGAUUGUGUUUCUCGUCGUA